This is a messenger RNA of Ziziphus jujuba (common jujube), 2422 nucleotides long. RefSeq names its product probable galacturonosyltransferase 10. The record is from RefSeq and is a predicted model, not a curated record. Gene Ontology annotation, molecular function: polygalacturonate 4-alpha-galacturonosyltransferase activity. The transcript has 2 exons. Lineage: Eukaryota; Viridiplantae; Streptophyta; Magnoliopsida; Rosales; Rhamnaceae. Bases 560 to 2161 code for a protein of 533 amino acids.
GAUCAGUGGAAAAAGUGAAAGGAACGUGCUUCUAUAGUUUUUGACAAAUAAGAAAUAGACAAUGUCCACCACACAGCACAAUCUAUCUACAGCGACGCAGUGACUCCUGAAUUCUGAGUCUUUGUAUAGAAAUUAGAAAGCCUUCUCUUCUUCUGCUUCUGCUUCUUCUUCUUCUUCUUCUUCUUCUUCUUCUUCUUCUUUUUCCUCUCCUUAAGCUCUUUACUCAGCGGCAGCAUCACAUGUGUAUCUCCACACAAACCUAAAAACAGUUUUAGAAAUAAAUUUGUUUGUUGAUAGUGAUAUGUGAUAAUUAAACACCUUGCUCAUUGGUUUUCAGUCCCAAUAAUUCAGAUCCCAAACACGUCCUUAUAGAUCUCUUAAAUUUCCCACCUUGGCGAUCUUUGACACAACCCUAAUUUGGAUUCCUCUGCUUCGAAUCUACUGUCACUGUAACAGGGAAAGAAAACUUUUUUUUCUUUUUUCUCUGAAAAAAAUUUUUUUAUCUUUUUUUCCCGGAAAAUAAGCGAUUUUGUGGUUGGAGAUUUGGGAUUUGUAGAGAAUGAGGCGGAGAGCGGCGGAUUUUCGCAGGCCGGUGAAGAGACGGUUUUCGAAUGUGGUGUGGUGGAUUUUUUGUUUCGUGGUAGUUAUGCUGUUCUUUUUCAUUUUGAGCAAAGGGAAUCAGAUAGAGUCGAGGCCCGCCAUGACCAAGAGAUCUUACAGGCUCGAUAGAAUUAUGGAAGGUCUAAAUAUUACUGACGAGAUGUUAAGGCCCAACUCAGUGGCCAGGCAGAUCAGUGACCAGAUUUCUCUUGCUAAAGCUUUCGUUGUGAUUGCCAAAGAAAGCAAAAACCUUCAAUUUGCUUGGGAGUUGAGUGCCCAGAUUCGUAAUUCACAGAUUCUCCUCUCAAGUGCUGCAACACGUAGAACUCCUCUGACAGUUGGAGAAUCUGAAACUGCAAUUCGUGAUAUGGCACUUCUACUCUACCAAGCCCAACAACAACAUUAUGAUAGUGCAACUAUGAUCAUGAAGCUGAAAGCCAAAAUCCAAGGGCUUGAAGAACAAAUAAGCUCAAUUAAUGAGAAGAGUUCAAAAUAUGGACAAAUAGCUGCUGAAGAAGUUCCCAAAAGUCUAUACUGCCUUGGUGUUCGGUUGACUACCGAAUGGUUCAAAAAUCAAAAUUUGCAGAGGAAACUCAAGGAAAGAAAGCAAAUAGACAUAAAACUUAAAAAUAAUGAUCUCUAUCAUUUUUGUGUCUUCUCUGACAAUAUCCUUGCAACAUCAGUUGUAGUUAAUUCAACUGCUUUGAAUUCCAAAAGUCCAGAAAAGGUUGUCUUCCAUCUUGUGACUGAUGAAAUAAAUUUUUCUGCAAUGAAGGCCUGGUUUUCCAUGAACAGCUUCCGAGGGUUGACCAUUGAGGUUCAAAAGUUUGAAGACUUCAGCUGGCUAAAUGCAUCUUAUGUCCCCGUCUUGAAGCAGCUACAAGACUCUGAAACUCAGAAUUAUUACUUUUCUGGUAAUACCGAUGAUGGUCGAACUCCAAUCAAGUUCAGGAACCCUAAGUACCUGUCCAUGCUUAACCACCUCAGGUUUUAUAUUCCAGAAGUUUUUCCUGCACUCAGGAAGGUGGUGUUUCUUGACGAUGAUGUUGUGGUUAAGAAGGAUCUAUCUGGUCUUUUCUCCAUUGAUUUGAAUAACAAUGUCAAUGGAGCAGUCGAGACAUGCAUGGAGACGUUUCACAGAUACCACAAAUAUUUGAACUAUUCUCAUCCUCUUAUAAGAGCACACUUUGAUCCUGAUGCAUGUGGAUGGGCAUUUGGGAUGAACGUCUUCGAUUUGGUCGAGUGGAGGAGAAGGAAUGUAACAGGAAUCUACCACUACUGGCAGGAAAACAAUGUUGACCGGACGUUGUGGAAGCUAGGUACAUUACCGCCUGGACUGCUGACAUUCUAUGGGUUGACAGAACCUUUGGAUCCCUCAUGGCAUGUGUUGGGUUUGGGCUACACAAAUGUUGAUCCUCAGAUGAUAGAGAAGGGUGCUGUACUCCAUUUUAAUGGAAACUCAAAGCCGUGGUUGAAGAUUGGGAUAGAGAAGUACAAGCCCCUUUGGGAGAAAUAUGUUGAUUAUACACAUCCUCUUCUGCAAAGCUGCAAUUUCCAUUGAUUUUGGACACGAGAAGUUUCAGUGUUUUCUUCCACGACAGCUUUGCAGAAGUGCUUGUAAAAUUUUGAGAGAUCAAGCAUGGUUAGCAGUUGUAAGAGGGGUAUUUGAUUUUGUAGUUCCUCUUGUAGUGUAUAUUUUGAUGACUCGACAUGAAUCACUCGAAAUUGUUUAUGCCCACAUUAUUGUUAGCCUUUCUGUAGUAACAUUAUCAGCUGUAAUUCUUUUAAUCUCUCCUUCACAAUACAUAAAAUUUAUUCUCCA